GUGCUUGCACCGCCCCGGGCCGGCCCUUGUCAUGGCAACAGGCGAGUGACGUGCGGGGAGAAGCGGCGCCAUGGGCGGCUCGGCCAGCCUGCUACCGCGGGACGCCCUGAGUGAGUACCAGGAGCUGACAUUCCUGAGCAAGCAGGAGAUCUUGCUUGCCUACAAGAGGUUCAGUGAACUGCUGCCAAAGGAGAUGAGGGAGAAUGCCUGUUCCGCACGGGUUCCCAAGAGUGACAUCCUGAUGCUGCCUGAGCUGCGGGCAAACCCCUUCCAGCACCGGAUCUGCCAUGUGUUCUCAACCUCAGAGACUGGGGAUGACAGCAUGUCGUUUGAAGACUUCCUUGAUAUGCUGAGUGCCUUCAGUGAUUCUGCCACGUCUGAGAUCAAAUCCCAUUAUGCCUUCCGCAUCUUUGACUUUGAUGAUGAYGGAACUUUGGACAGGAAGGACCUGGAACAACUGGUGAACUGCCURACAGGGCAGGGUGAGGAGUCCCGGCUGAACAGCGCAGAGAUGGAGCAGCUCAUCCAAAAUAUCCUGGAGGAGUCUGACAUCGACAAGGAUGGCACCAUCAACCUCUCUGAGUUCCAGCACAUUGUCUCCCGCUCCCCGGACUUUGCCAGCUCCUUCAAGAUUAUCCUGUGAGCCCCGGCUGUCCAGCAAUACUUCUCCAGUUUCUCCAGCACUCCUCUGGUUCCUGCAGCUCUUUGUGGGCUCAGCCAUUUCCUCUUUCAGGGAGCACAGCCCAGCCCCUCACUGGYCCAGCCGUGCUGCAAUGCCUUGGGCAGGAACCCUCCUGCUCCCUCUCAGGUGCCUGCUUGGCAGCAGGGGCUCCAGGAAUCUGCCUCUCCUGCAUGCCCUCUGCUCUACCAGCACAAGAGUUUGAAUCCUUAUGCAUUCCAAGGGCAGCUCUGCAGGUGAGGAAGGAAGAGCUACUCCUGUCUGGGACCACGCUACACCAGCACAGCCCUUCUCUGCCCUCAGGACCAAUUCCUAUGUCGUGCCUUCCAGCAGCAGGCAGGGAGCUGCCUCCCCUGCCAGCCUCUUCCUGCCUCUCCUGUAUUUCUGGGAGCCUCCCUGCUGCCACAUGGAUCAAUUUCUCUGAGCAAUAACCCAAACAUGGAGCCUCUGAGCAAUAACCAAAAUGUACAUAAUUUUUCAUGAGCAAUAACCUAAACGGGGGUGCAUUCUCUGAGCAGUCACCCAGGUUUCACUGUACAGGUGUCACACCACAGCAGAGCUGUUCCCCCACAGCUGUGCUCAGAGCCUGCUCCUUCUCCUCUAGCCUUUCCCUCUCUGUCCCUCUUCUGGCUCCAGCCCAGCAGCUGCUCUGCUGCCCUGGCCUCUUCCUCCCCCGGUCCCUGUGAAGACACAAUUAAAGGGCUCUGGUUUCACCCUUG
Molecule: messenger RNA, 1398 nt
Organism: Malurus melanocephalus (red-backed fairy wren)
Lineage: Eukaryota; Metazoa; Chordata; Aves; Passeriformes; Maluridae
Gene: CIB1
Product: calcium and integrin binding 1
Exons: 7
Coding region: 71-643 (190 amino acids)
Molecular function (GO): calcium ion binding
Source: RefSeq, a predicted model, not a curated record